GAGAAACAGAGAAAGAAAAAUGAAAUGAGAAAUGAAAUAGGUAUAAGUUAGUUAAAGAUCUGUAACUGUUGUUGAGUAGUAAAUAUUUUGGUCACAGUAUUCUUACUUUAUAAAUACGCGACUCUUUUUUACAAUACAUGAUUGUGUGACCUUAAUGUUGUGCUUAUUGUGGAUGUAUGAUUUCAAGUUACGUCGGAAGCACUCAUAGUUUCAUAUGUUUGAUAACAGAAAAUGCUCAAGUCAUGAUAUAUCUUGUUCAUAAUUUGACCAUGGAUAGGAGUAAUAAACAUGAAUGCUCGAUCUCAAACAUUUGACUUGACAGUAGAGGGUCACCAAGUGGAUGAAGCAGUUGCCAGCAUAUUUCACACAGUAUUAUUUCAUCGUACACUUGGCAAAUUCCGUUAUAAAGAAGAAGGCAAUUACUCUGUUGGCACUAUAGGGUAUUCAGAUGUCGACUGUGAUUUUAUUGACUUCACAUAUGUCUGCUGCUCCUCAGUUAGCCUUGAUAGGAACUUGAAGCGUGAGAUCUCCAUCUUCUCAGAGGUGUUGCGAGGCACUGAUGGUCCAGGCUCUGGUCAAAUUUCACUCGAGUUCUUCCAGAAAAAGAAGAACAUUUGGCCAUUCACUCCAGAAUGCAUCCCCUGGGAAGUGUGGAACGUCCGUUUGGAGCUCAUCAAACUCAACAAUGAACAUGAACGCCAGCUUUGCAGGGAGAAGGUUGGAGAGCUGUUGGCUGAAAAGAUUCUCUAUAUCGCAGAAAUAAUGAACAGGCAUGACUACGUGCCGAAAAUGCCAAGCCAACCAGACUUGGAUCUCAUCUUUGACACAUCCUAUCAUGAUUGUCAGCCCUACUUGUACAAGAUUGUGUACAUGACAUCGGGCCCAUCUGUUACCUCUGUCGGCUCAACAAUGAAAAAGCUAAUUCGAGACUCACUCUCCCUCUGAAUGAAUAAUUCUCUCAAGUUUUACUCCUUAGUAAGUUUUGUUAGAAUGGUCCCCACUCACCUUCCCAAACUUGUACCAAGCCAAUUUUGGGCAAGAAUUAUAUUUUUGUCAUGCUGCACAAAAUAUUUGGCUAACCGCUUUGUAUGAACAAAAUUUGUUAGCCUUAAGAGUCCUUGGAGGCUAGCGGCCAUCUUGGAUAGUUUCAAACAGCUGCUGAAGAAUUAUUUAUCGUCCAAAAAUAUUUUUUCAAACACCAAAAUGGUUGUAAUUUAAAUAUCUGGUCUACUGUCAGAUUAUAAAUGUGUUUUUUUUUUAGUUUCGAAUUGUCCUCCAAAGGUGUCCAUGGAAGCUAACAGCCAUCUUGGAUUUGCCAGAAAUUAACAUAAGAGCAAUGUUAAUUUUGUUAAUUUCAAACGGCCACUGAAGAGUUGUAUACCAUCUCAAAAUAUUUUUUCAAACACCAGAAUGAUUUUAAUAUAAAUAUCUAGUAAACUGUGAGAUUAGAUAUGUUCUUUGUGUUUUUUUUUUUUUUUUUUUAUUGUUUAUGAGUUAAACGCUCCAGGGAUUCUUAAGAAAAUUACCUUCAACUUGGCUAACAUAUUUCACUCGGUUGUUCUUAGGCGUUUACCAAUUAUUUAGUUACAUAUGUUACUCUUGCUUUUUUUGUAGGUUUGUUGUAUUUAUUUUCGAAUAUGAAUCAAAUAAAAACCAAUCAAACAGGCUCAGGUUUGUUCAACCUUGAUUGCAGCUGAUCCUUUUUUAUCUUAUUAUUUAAGAAGAAUAUUUUUAGCACUGCAAUGCUUUUAGUUAAAAUAGCCGUUUUUGCAGCAGUAUGACAAAAAAAGAAAAUCCACGCUGUUUUUGUACUAGUUAUUUUAACCAUUUUACUUGUAACACAAAUAAAUAUAGUGUGCCAUUUUUAAUCAGUCCAGGCAUAUUAAAGACUAUCCCUCCCUUAUAGCAUAUUUACUUUUGUAAAAUACAAAUACUCUAUUUUGCAAUAUUUUUGUCCUGUAGAUUUUUGAAGUCCAAUGUAAAAUACAUUAUUCUUUGAUCAUUUUAAUUAUUUUAUAUUUGCCUUUGUUGUUUAAUCAGUGGUUAUAAUUUUAUUUUGCUCUUUCAGUGAUCUUAAUAGUAGUUAUGACUAUGUUUCAAGUAUAGCAAUGAUAUUUUUUAUACUUUAAUGACAACGUUUAUGAUGUAAGUCACUAUCUUUUUUUGUAUUGUGAUAGCUAUUCAUGUUAAGAGUGUUAUCUUUGUUUGUUUUAUCUCUUAGAGUAUUGUUUAAGAUAAACUAACUCUCUAAAAUUGUAAUUUUUCUGAUCUUUUUAAAUAUUUUAACACACAGAUUGUAAGUAUAUGAUGGAUAGGACUCUUUUUGAGUAAGCUAUUACUUAAUUCUAAUUACUUUUAUUUUUUUAAAGAUCUUACGUGUUAAAUUAUAUGUAU
Molecule: messenger RNA, 2394 nt
Organism: Macrosteles quadrilineatus (aster leafhopper)
Lineage: Eukaryota; Metazoa; Arthropoda; Insecta; Hemiptera; Cicadellidae
Gene: Atg101
Product: autophagy-related protein 101
Exons: 5
Coding region: 289-945 (218 amino acids)
Biological process (GO): autophagy; autophagosome assembly
Cellular component (GO): phagophore assembly site
Source: RefSeq, a predicted model, not a curated record